Corylus avellana is the source of this 5167-nucleotide messenger RNA. RefSeq names its product putative phospholipid-transporting ATPase 9. The record is from RefSeq and is a predicted model, not a curated record. Gene Ontology annotation, molecular function: ATP binding; magnesium ion binding; ATPase-coupled intramembrane lipid carrier activity. Gene Ontology annotation, biological process: phospholipid translocation. NCBI's taxonomy places the organism in Eukaryota, Viridiplantae, Streptophyta, Magnoliopsida, Fagales, Betulaceae. Gene Ontology annotation, cellular component: plasma membrane.
UUUUCUUUCUAUUUUUGUCUUCUUUCUAUUUUUCCUUGUUUGGUCUGAUGUUCUACGAAGUUUCUUAUUGAGAGAGAAAAGAAUUUCUUUUCCCUUGAGAGAGAGAGAGAGAGAGAGAGAGAGAGAAGACGAACACUAUCGCUGGGUCUCCAUUGAUGAGCUCCGGAGCUUUCCCGCGAUAUCAAUAGUCUAUUUGUUCGUCUAGAUCUCUCUGUCUCGCUGUUGGCAGUCCUGGUCUGGGGGCGGGGGAUUUCAAUUUCCCCACAUUCCUAUCAAUACAGGAAUUGUUUGUUUUUUAUAAGAAAAGAAUAGCUGGAGGUUGAAAGUUCCACAUCCAUACGCGCACUACGCAAGAGGCCAAAUGCGCGUGGACAAGCGGAGCUUCUCAAAGUCAAAAUACGAGAUCCGAGCCAAGUCUCCGUUCAAAACCUUGGGUUUGAGCCAUCCUUCGCAGGAAAAUUCAGCCAUGCGAAUAUUCAUACGAGGACGAGAUUGCUUGGGCUAUAUUAUGGGAUUGUGGUACGGUCUGUUCGAUAGUUGGCUGAUUUUUAAAGCUGUUUGAGAGUCUUAAUUUAAUCAUCGAUAUAUUUUUUUUUGGGGUUACUGGGUGUUGUUGUUCUGGGGCGGAGAUUACAGGUUGUUGCUAAGGAUUUGUUGGGUCGUAACCUCAUAGGCAUUACUAGCUUGUUUUGUCUACACCCGUGUGCUGUCUCUCGUAUUAGACUCUCCCUCAUAUUACUUGAUUUUUUUUUUCUCUCUCAUAGUUUUUAUUUUAUUUUAUCUUUCUUUGUUUCUUGGUUUCAUUCAUUAUUAUUUUUUUUUUCUUUUCAAAAACUGGGUUUUUAAGCUUCUAGCGUGGAACUUUUAUGGGGUUCUGCUUUUUAUAGACUGGUAUUGCCUUUUCUUUUUUUUUUCUUUUUUUUUUGGGUGUUUGUGUUAGAACUUUUGUGAACUUUUGGGGGGUUAAUGGUAACUGGGUAUUAGUUUUGUGUAUUUCUCAGAGAGAAAAUUUAGUUCUUCUUAGCCAGUCGGCUUUGAAAUUCUUGAAGGGUGUGGUUCUUGGUAUUUGUUUUAGGCACUACAUUUACUAGUUAGAGAAUUUGGCUUGGAAGGAGCAAAUUGUAAUACUUUGUUGGGGGCUUCUCCGUGUUUUUUGUGAUAUUCCUAUAGGGCUUAGUGAGAGCUUGGUGUUCUAGUUCUAGAGGGAACAAGAAUGCCGGGUGGUGGAAAGAGAAGGCUGCGUUUUAGCAAGCUCUACUCAUUCAGCUGUGGGAAGGCAUCUUUGAAGGAUGAUGACCAUUCACAGAUUGGGGGACCAGGGUUUUCCAGGGUCGUCUAUUGCAAUGAACCGGGUGGAUUUGACGCCGGGAUACGCAAAUAUGGGGGCAAUUAUGUUAGGACCACCAAGUAUACACUUGCCACUUUCUUGCCUAAGUCAUUGUUUGAGCAGUUUAGGAGGGUGGCUAAUUUUUUCUUCUUGGUUACUGGCAUCUUGGCCUUCACUCCGCUCGCUCCUUAUACAGCUGUUAGUGCCAUCAUCCCUCUAAUUGUCGUUGUUGGAGCAACCAUGGUGAAGGAGGGUAUCGAAGAUUGGCGGCGAAAGCAGCAGGAUAUUGAGGUGAAUAAUAGAAAGGUUAAAGUGCAUCAACGUGAUGGAGUUUUUGAUUAUACUGUAUGGAAGAACCUGAGAGUGGGGGAUAUAGUAAAGGUGGAGAAGGAUGAAUUCUUUCCGGCGGAUCUACUCUUGCUUUCAUCCAGUUAUGAUGAUGCAAUCUGCUAUGUUGAGACCAUGAACCUUGAUGGGGAGACAAAUUUGAAAUUGAAGCAAGCAUUGGAGGUUACUUCACAGUUGCAUGAGGAUUCCAACUUCCAGGACUUUAAGGCUACUGUUAAAUGCGAAGACCCCAAUGCACAUUUGUAUGCUUUUAUUGGAAGUCUGGAGUUUGAAGAGAUACAAUAUUCCCUGUCCCCUCAACAAAUUCUUCUCAGAGACUCUAAACUCCGAAAUACGGACUUCAUAUAUGGGGCUGUUAUCUUCGGCGGUCAUGACACAAAGGUUAUGCAAAAUUCUACUGAUCCCCCUUCAAAGAGAAGCAAAAUUGAGAAGAAGACGGACAGAAUUAUCUACUUCUUGUUCUGUAUUCUAUCUCUGGUGGCAUUUGUUGGAUCUGUUCUCUUUGGCAUUGCAACUGAAGAUGACUUAGAAAAUGGGAGGUCAAAAAGGUGGUAUCUUAGACCAGAUGAUUCUACAAUUUUCUUUGAUCCCAAAAGAGCACCAAUUGCAGCAUUUUUUCACUUUCUAACAGCCCUAAUGUUAUAUAAUUACUUUAUUCCAAUCUCCUUAUAUGUGACAAUAGAAAUUGUCAAAGUUCUUCAGACCAUCUUCAUCAAUCAAGAUAUGAACAUGUACUAUGAAGAGGCUGACAAACCGGCACAUGCCCGUACCUCAAAUUUGAAUGAGGAACUUGGCCAAGUUGACACGAUACUUUCUGAUAAGACUGGAACUUUGACCUGCAAUUCAAUGGAGUUCAUCAAGUGUUCCGUGGCUGGGACAGCUUAUGGUCGUGGUGUCACAGAGGUUGAGAGGUCUAUGGAUAGAAGAAAAGGCUCACCUGUGGGUAAGGAAAAUGUAAAUGGAGUCAACCCCAUAAAGGAUACUACUGAUUCAAAGUCACCCAUAAAAGGCUUCAAUUUCAAAGAUGAAAGGAUCAUGAAUGGAAACUGGGUUAAUGAGUCUCAUGCAGAUGUCAUUCAGAAGUUUCUUCGUGUGUUGGCAAUCUGUCAUACUGCCAUACCUGAAGUGGAUGAAGAUACGAGGAAGGUUUCAUAUGAAGCUGAAUCUCCGGAUGAAGCGGCAUUUGUGAUUGCAGCAAGAGAAAUUGGUUUUGAAUUCUUCAGACGGACCCAGACUAGCAUAUCAAUAUAUGAGUUGGAUCCGGUGUCUGGCAAAAGAGUUGAAAGGUUGUAUAAACUGCUGAAUGUUUUAGAGUUUAAUAGCUCAAGGAAGCGGAUGUCUGUGAUAGUAAGAAGUGAAGAAGGACAAAUACUAUUGCUUUGUAAAGGUGCUGAUAGUGUCAUGUUAGGAAAGCUUGCCAAGAAUGGUAGGGAGUUUGAAGAGGAGACCAGGAAGCAUGUAAACGAGUAUGCUGAUGCAGGCCUGAGGACCUUGAUACUUGCCUAUCGUGAACUUGAUGAAGAACAAUACAAAGAGUUCAAUGAGAAAUUCACUGAGGCAAAGAAUUCAGUUAGUGCAGAUCAGGAAACAUUGAUUGAUGAAGUAUCAGAGAAGAUUGAGAGUGAUCUCAUUCUUCUUGGUGCCACUGCUGUUGAGGACAAACUCCAAAAUGGGGUUCCUAAUUGCAUUGACAAGCUUGCCCAAGCAGGAAUCAAGAUUUGGGUUUUGACUGGAGAUAAGAUGGAGACUGCCAUCAAUAUUGGUUUCGCUUGUAGUUUGCUUAGACGAGGAAUGAAGCAGAUUAUAAUCAAUUUGGAAAGUCUUCAAAUGCAAGCAUUGGAAAAGGCAGGAGAUAAGUCUGCCAUCAUCAAGGCAUCAAAGGACAGUGUUGUCCGUCAGAUAAUUGAAGGGAAGAAUCUGCUUACUUCAUCACGUGGGAGCUCCGAGGCAUUUGCUUUGAUCAUUGACGGGAAAUCACUUGCUUAUGCUUUAGAGGAUGAUUUGAAGAAAGCAUUUCUAGAACUUGCUACUGGUUGUGCAUCUGUUAUAUGCUGCCGCUCAUCACCAAAACAGAAGGCACUGGUUACAAGACUAGUAAAAUCUGGAACGGGGAAAACAACGUUAGCGAUUGGUGAUGGUGCCAAUGAUGUGGGAAUGCUUCAAGAAGCAGAUAUAGGAGUUGGAAUUAGUGGUGUUGAAGGAAUGCAGGCGGUCAUGUCAAGUGAUAUUGCAAUUGCACAGUUCCGAUUUUUGGAGCGUUUGCUACUUGUGCAUGGACAUUGGUGCUACAGAAGGAUCUCAUCAAUGAUAUGUUACUUCUUCUACAAGAAUGUCACAUUUGUUUUCACUCUCUUCUUGUAUGAGGCUUAUGCAUCAUUCUCUGGACAACCUGCAUACAAUGAUUGGUUUUUGUCACUCUAUAAUUUAUUCUUCUCAUCAAUUCCGGUGAUUGCUAUGGGAGUUUUUGACCAGGAUGUUUCUGCUAGGUAUUGUCUCAAGUUUCCUCUAUUAUACCAAGAAGGGGUGCAAAAUAUCCUUUUCAGCUGGCGCCGAAUACUCAGCUGGAUGUUAAACGGGUUUUGCAGUGCCAUAAUAAUUUUCUUCUUCUGCACGAAAGCGCUGGAGCUCCAGGCUUUCAAUAGUGAUGGACAAACUGCUGGGAGGGAUAUUUUAGGGGGAACAAUGUAUACAUGUGUUGUUUGGGCUGUGAACUUGCAGAUGGCACUCACUAUAAGUUACUUCACCUUGGUGCAACAUGUUGUCAUCUGGGGUUCGAUUAUUGUCUAUUACAUUUUCCUCUUGGCAUAUGGAGCCAUGCCUCCUUCCAUUUCUACAACUGCUUACAAAGUCUUCAUCGAAGACCUUGCCCCAGCCGCUUCUUAUUGGCUUGUCACUCUUGUCGUGGCGAUCUCAACCCUAAUACCAUACUUCUGCUACUCAGCAGUUCAGAUGCGCUUCUUUCCUAUGUACCAUGAAAUGAUACAGUGGAUAAGGUAUAAUGGCCAAUCAAAUGAUCCCGAGCAUUGUAAUAUGGUGCGGCGAAGCUCGUUCCGAUCAACAACCGUAGGCUUCACAGCUCGCUUGGCAGCAAGGACAAACCGCCAGAAACAUAAGAGCAGUAGGUGAUAUUUGUGAAUUUGUUCUUUGAUGGUCAGCUGCCAAAAAAUGCCGGUUGGAAAUAUCUGGCGGACCUGAGAAAUUUGGCCGCCGGAUAUGACUCCAUCUAAUAUGAGCUAUUUAUUGAUUCUACUUGGAUUUGAGGUACGACCCAGAGAUUACCCUUGCAAGAUAACUGUAUAGUAGCAUGACUCAUCUGUUACAUAUCUUAGGGAAAAAAAAAGUUGCCCGAAAUAUUUGAAGUUUUUGCCUUUUGCCCAUAUGAGAUUACACAUCUCUUAAUUAAGCCAUGUAUUUUGUAUUUUUGAAAUGUUAUACAGAAAAAAGUAAAUUCAAGACGAGAAUAGAGCCUAGCCUACCCUGUUUUUCCUGUAC